AUUGUCUCAAGUAGACACUUUUUUCACGUUUUAGUGGUUGGUUGGGGAGCCGACAUCUAUGUUCUAGUUCUUCGAUCAAUUUGAAAUUUAGUUUACACUCGUGUGUACUGUUUAGUUGGAUUCUUGGAUAAAGUGCUUCCCAUGUUUAUAUGUUAUACCGUUAUAAUUCUUUUUGUGCUACAUGUUUUAGCAUAUUUGUGCUUAGAUGAUUCUUUUACAGGGUUGUAGUCCAAAAUAUCUGCAGCUUGAUUAGUUGGUUAUCCUUUUUCUUUGCUUGUGAGAAUUUACUGGAAUUCAUUUUCUUUUAUAUGGAUGCAUUAUGUAUUGAUAAUUGAAGCCUUGGGUGAUCCUUUGGGUCUUGAUGAUAGCUGAUUACAAGAAUUCUUUCUCUUUUUUUUUCCGUAUUUUUUUUUCAUGAGCAACUCUCCCAUACAAGCAUCCCCCAUUUGGCAGAAACAGUGUGUCUAUAAUUUUUAUGUUUUCAUCCUUCAUUUCUAACAUCUACUUUCUAGUUUUUUGCCGGUUCAUAAGUUUACUAACAUCCCUUUGAGUGAUUAUUUAUCGUGUCUCGUCUUUCUAUAUGGAUUUAUUUUUUGACUUGCCCUGAGCUCUUAUGCAUCUUUUAGGACCCUAAUGGAUAUACCACAGAAAACAUGUGGAACUGUUAUUUAUACAUGUAUAUUACAAAAUUAAUUUUGUAAAUCAUGGUUUGUGAGAACAGUGCGUUUCCCCCUUCCAUUUUUCGUUUCUUUUUCAUUAUAUUUGUACACAGUAGCCGGUAGCAUGAUGUGUCCUUUUGUUUCCUUUUAAGUACUACUUUGUGCAAUGAAGUCCACAAAGCUAACCUGCAUGUUAUAUGCUUGCCAUUUCAGUUAUUUCUGCUUGGCUUUAUGAUUAGAGAAAGAGUCCCUUUUCGCUUUCAUCUUCACCACUUAUAUGUCAUAUUAACUGACUAAGAAAUUGCAUAAACAAAAGGCACGAGUAUGUGAUUUUGCUUUUCGUAUUUCAAAUUUCUAUGUCAAGAGUCCAUCUCUUCUUCUUCAUUUGUUUCGUCGGUCAUUUCAGCUCUGCUAGCCAUUACUUGCUUUCUUUUCCACUUGUUAUGGAACAUUUUAUGUUUGUGUAGUUGCAUUUGGUUUGUUCCCUCUUUUAGUUUCUCUUGAUAGCUUUGUCAUUGAAAAAGGGGUGAGGUUAUCAAAAGAGAGAUUUCAUUCACCUUAAACUUUCUCACUAAGGUGUGCUUGUGCAUAUUGGGGUCAAAAUGUUCUCAAGUAAGGUAGACGUUGAUUUAUAUUAUCCAAGGACACCAAGGUUUUGUUUGGUACGCGAGACGGGGCUGGACAGGACGGUUUUAUUCCACAUUUGGCACAACAUUAGACUACGACAGGAUGGUUUUGUUCCACGUUUGGCGCAAGAUAAGAUACCAAGGACUGACAGGACCGAGUCUCACCAAAAUAGGUGAAACAAAAACCAGGGAGAUAGACAUGAUUAAUUACCAAACUACCCAUGUCCCAUUAAAACCCAAUCUUACCACAAUUCUUUCAACCCGCCUAUCUUGCUCUCACACGUUCAGUUCAGUCCCUUCCGUGUACCAAACGCACCCGAACUGGUUCAUAAAUCUGCACUACCUCAUUUUGGUUUUCGUAGGACGGACAUGUGAUAUCGAACGGCUUUCUCCGGUAUGAGGCAUUGAGAUGUCCAUCCUUUGAUUUCGUAGUCCUUUUUUAGAUUGUCAACGCAAAUGUUUGUCAUCAUUUAUAUUGGAGAUUAGCUGAGGAAUCUUUUAUGGGCAACGUCAAAGCAUGAUCUGUACCUUAUGCAGAAUUACUCGGUUAUGCAUUGGUCUUCACUUCUAAGAAGGAGCAAGGAAGUAGUCAACGUUGCUAUGCCUGUAUUACCUACUUUGAAAUAUCCCGGAUCUUUUUCUCGUUCACUGUCGCGAGUACAAGUAAGCACUAUGGCUGUUAAGGACGGUCUAAUUGUUGCCGGUGGUUUUCAUGGUGAACUAAUCUGCAAGUAUCUGAACAAACCUGGAGUUUCCUUUGCCACUAAAAUAGCAACCGAUGAAAAUGCCAUAACUAACUCGGUCGACAUAUCCUACAGCUCAAGUGGGUCAAUGAGGAUUAUGACUGCGAACAAUGACGCACUCAUAAGGGUGUUUGAUGCAAACAGUUUUUCUUGCAUUGAUAGCUUCUCGUUUCCAUGGUCCGUUAACGAUACAUCCGUUAGCCCUGAUGGUAAAAUGUUGGCCGUCCUUGGAGACAGUACAGAAUGCAUGCUGGCGGAUGCUCAAUCUGGGAAAGAAAUCACUAAAAUGACAGGGCAUUUAGACUACUCGUUUGCAUCAGCAUGGCAUCCUAACGGACAAAUUGUGGCAACUGGGAACCAAGACACAACCUGCAGAUUGUGGGAUAUAAGGAAGGUGUCGGAGUCGUUGGUGGUGCUCAAGGGAAGGAUGGGUGCGAUCAGAGGCAUAAGGUUCAGUGCAGAUGGUCGGCACAUGGCAAUGGCUGAGCCAGCAGACUUUGUUCACAUAUAUGAUACAGAAAGUGAUUAUGGAUCAGGGCAGGAGAUCGAUGUUUUUGGAGAAAUAGGUGGAAUAUCGUUUAGCCCCGAUGCUGAAGCUUUGUUUGUUGGCAUAUCCGAUCGGACGUAUGGUAGUGUAUUGGAGUUCAACCGAAGACAUUGUAAUAGAUACCUGGAGGCGUUAUUUUAGUGCCAGUAAGUUUGUGUUGUACAUAAUAUGUUUGUGAAUGUUGGUUGGAGACUUGUUUCUUAUCUAUAUUUUGCAUUGAACUUGACAUGAUUGGAUGGGAAAGUUGAU
Cynara cardunculus var. scolymus (artichoke) is the source of this 2824-nucleotide messenger RNA. RefSeq lists its product as uncharacterized. NCBI's taxonomy places the organism in Eukaryota, Viridiplantae, Streptophyta, Magnoliopsida, Asterales, Asteraceae. The transcript has 7 exons. The coding region runs from base 1817 to 2716 and encodes 299 amino acids. The record is from RefSeq and is a predicted model, not a curated record. Gene Ontology annotation, molecular function: protein binding.